AUGUUAUACUAUUUAUUUGAAUACCUUCAAUCAGCAUACGACUUUCCCGGAGCCGGGGUGUUUCAGUUUAUCACCUUCCGGGCGGCCAUGGCACUUAUAUUCUCAUUGCUCAUUUGCCUGGUUUUCGGCAAGAGCCUCAUCAAUAUGCUGCAGCGCCAGCAGGUUGGCGAAAGCAUUCGCGAUUUAGGCCUUGAGGGCCAGGCAGAAAAAGCAGGAACACCCACCAUGGGCGGGCUUAUCAUUUUGAUGGGUAUUCUUAUUCCGGUAUUACUUUUUGCCCGACUGGAGAACAUCUACAUAAUUCUCUUGCUCAUUACCACGGUUUGGAUGGGCAUUGUGGGCUUUGCCGAUGACUACAUCAAAGUUUUCAAGAAAGAUAAAAAAGGCUUACCCGGAAAAUUCAAAGUAAUAGGCCAGGUAGGUCUGGGCUUAAUUGUGGGCGGCAUACUGUACUUUAAUCAAGACGUAACCAUCAAGGAAAGAAUUUCUCCGGCCCAAACGGUAGAAAGCCAAAGUGGCGAGCGCCUUCAGCAAUUGCCCACCUAUGCCCCCGAAGAAAAGUCGCUGAAGACCACCAUCCCCUUCAUGAAGAACAACGAGUUGGAUUAUGCCCGGUUGUUCAAAUGGCUAGGUGCGCACAUAUCAAUAAUUGGUGCUGGUGAAAGUGGAACCGGAGCGGCUUUGCUUGCGCAGAAGCUGGGCCACGAUGUGUUUUUGAGUGACGCCAAAGCCAUUCCCGAAAAGUACCGCCAGCCACUGAUAGCGGCCGGUAUUGAUUUUGAGGAAGGCCAACACAGCAGCGAACGCAUCCUCCGGUCUCACCUAAUCAUAAAGUCGCCCGGAAUUCCCGAAAAGGCGGCCAUCAUCAAAGCCAUACGCGCGGCCGGAAUUGAAAUGAUCUCGGAAGUAGAGUUUGCCUGGCGCCAUUCCCAGGGAAAGGUAGUUGCCAUUACCGGAACCAACGGGAAAACCACUACCACAAGCCUAGUAUACCACAUAAUGAAAAAGGCCGGCCUCAACUGCCAAUUGGUGGGCAACGUGGGCAAGAGUUUUGCGGCUGCCGUAGCCGAAGGCCCUGCGGAAUACUACGCCCUGGAAGUGAGCAGCUUUCAGCUGGACGACAUCAAAGGCUUUGCACCAGACAUUUCGGUUUUACUCAACAUCACGCCCGAUCACCUGGAGCGCUAUGAGAGCUUUUCGGAUUACCGGCAGGCCAAAUUCAAAAUUUUCGAAAACCAAACGGAGAACCAACAUUUCAUCUACAACCUGGACGAUGAAGCGAUAACCGCGCAUUUACCCGAUAGCAUCAAGGCUCAAAAGCAUCCGAUUUCACAUGAAAAAGUGGUAGGAGCAGGUGCCUAUAAACUAGAAAACAAUCCUAUAACAAUAAUCACAAACCAAGAGAGUAUGAAUAUUGAUGAUCUCGCCCUACAGGGCAAGCACAACGCCUACAACAGCAUGGCUGCCGGCUUAUCGGCCCGUUUGUUAGGCAUCAGAAAAGAAACCAUUCGCGAAUCACUGGCCGGUUUUGAAAGCGUAGAACACCGCCUUGAGUCUGUCCUUCAGAUUUACGGCAUGAAUUUUAUAAACGACAGCAAGGCCACCAAUGUAAACAGCACCUGGUAUGCCCUGGAAAGCAUGCAGAGCCCUACCAUCUGGAUUGCCGGUGGCGUUGAUAAGGGCAAUGACUACAGCCAACUCUACAGCCUGGUUGAGAAAAAGGUGAAGGCGCUCAUCUGUUUAGGAGCCGACAAUUCUAAGCUACACAAGGCCUUUGACGAUAAAGUUUCUUUGGUUAUUGAUGCCGCCAACAUGGAUGAGGCCGUUCGCAUGGCGUACAAAAUGGGCGAAAAGGGCGAUACCGUAUUGCUGAGCCCCGCCUGCGCAAGCUUCGACUUUUUCGAAAACUUUGAGGAUCGUGGCGAUAGAGCGCUUUGGGUCAUGGUUAUUUUAAUGGCCAUUGCCAGCUUAUUUCCCGUGUACAGUGCCAGCAGCAACCUGGCCUUUUCUGCGGGUGACGGCAACACGCUUGACGAUUUGUUUACGCACCUCAUGUACCUCAUACUUGGUUUGGGUUUGAUGUACCUCACCCACCGCGUUGACUAUCGCCACUAUGGGGCACUGUCUAAAAUACUGCUGCCCAUAGUUAUUAUUUUGCUGCUGUACACCCUGUUUCAGGGCGUAAAUAUUUCCAAUGCCUCGCGCUGGAUUCGCAUUCCCUUUACCAAUAAAACUUUUCAAACCUCGGCUUUGGCCUGGGUGGUGCUGCCCAUUUACCUGGCUCGGUAUUUAACGCUGGCCGCUCCGGAAGACCUGGUUAGCUUUCGCGCUUCCUUCCUGCCCUUAAUUGUUCCCAUUCUCAUUGUUUGCGGCCUGGUACUGCCGGCCAACUUGAGUACCGCAGCCCUUAUUUUUAUUGCGUCCAUAAUACUCCUGUACAUUGGCGGUUAUGCCCUCAAGAAUAUUGGCAUUCUGUUGGGCAGCGGCUUCGUUAUGCUAAGCAUUUUCAUUGCCAUCGUACUCACCUACCCCAAUAUCAGCAACCGGGUGGGCACCUGGAAAACGCGCAUCGAAAGCUUUGUGGAAGGAAACGAAGAAGAAAACUAUCAGGUUACCAUGGCAAAAAUGGCCAUUGCCGAAGGACAGUAUCUGGGAAAAGGGCCCGGCAAGAGCGUGCAGAAAAAUUUCUUACCACAAAGCAAUAGCGACUUCAUUUACGCGGUUAUUGUGGAAGAAUUUGGCUGGAUUGGAGGCAUAGUGGUUCCCUUUAUUUAUGUCUUGGUAUUGUUCAGAAUACUCAUAAUUGCCGACCGAGCCCCCACCAAGUUCGGGGCCCUGGUAGCAGUUGGCGUAGGAACCGGGGGCCACAUUUUUCCUGCCCUGGCUAUUGCCGAUGAGUUAAAAAGGCGCUUUCCCGAUUCCGAAUUCCUCUUUGUAGGCGCGAGCAAUCGCAUGGAGAUGCAGCGCGUACCUCAGGCGGGCUACAAAAUUGAAGGCCUUUGGAUUAGCGGGAUACAAAGAAAAAUCACCCUCAGCAAUUUGAGCUUUCCCUUUAAGCUGAUUUCCAGUUUGAGGAAAUGCCGGGCGCUGAUCAAGCGCUUUAAACCCCACGCGGUAAUUGGCACAGGCGGCUUUGCCAGCGGUCCGCUCUUAUACCAGGCCAGCAAGAAAAACAUACCCUGCCUUAUUCAGGAGCAAAACUCUUAUCCGGGAAUAACCAAUAAAAUAUUGGGCAAAAGGGUGCAGAAAAUAUGCGUAGCCUACCCGGGCAUGGAGCGUUUUUUUGAUCGAAGCAAACUCGUUUUAACGGGCAACCCCAUUCGGGCGAGCAUUAAAGCCAAACUUCCCUCGCAAGAGCAAGCGCAAAAUCACUUUGGAUUUGCUGAGGCCAAACCAAGCUUGCUAAUAGUGGGUGGCAGCCUCGGAUCGCGAAGAAUUAACGAGCUUGUGGCCGAAAGCCUUCCCGCCUUAUUGAAGCUCAACAUCAAUAUUAUAUGGCAGUGCGGAAAAAUCUAUCACCAAGCAUUAAAAGAACAGUUUAAAGACCUGGAUAAAGGGCAUGUUUUGCUCACCGACUUUCUUGACGAUAUGAACCAGGCAUUUGCCGCCAGCAGUGUAAUUAUUAGCCGGGCCGGAGCCGGCACCUUAUCGGAACUAGCGGUAGCGGGCAAGGCCGCGGUGCUCAUUCCCUCGCCCAAUGUUGCCGAAGACCAUCAAACCAAAAACGCCCAGGCUUUGGCUGCCCGCGAUGCGGCCGUUUUGUUUAAAGAAAGCCGCAGCGCAGAAGAAUUGAUCACCCUCUUGCGAGAAUUGUUUAAGGAUAGCGAACAGCGCACAAAGCUCGAGGCGAAUAUCAAAAAGCUGGCCCUGCCCCAGGCAUCGGAGCACAUUGCCGAUGAAAUUGAAAAAAUGCUGAAACCAUGA
This is a messenger RNA of Symbiodinium sp. CCMP2456, 3924 nucleotides long. The record is from the annotation of a GenBank genome assembly. Lineage: Eukaryota; Dinophyceae; Suessiales; Symbiodiniaceae.